CCGCGGUGUGUGGGUUGAGUACCAUACCAUCUCCUCACACAUUCCGGCGUUCUCUGUCACCUUUUUCCAUUCUUCACUUCAAAUAGGAUCGAAGCUUUCGAGCUAGGAUUUCAUCUGGGCUUCGAAUGUAGAGGGAGUUUGCUAUGGCGGAAUUACUAUCACCGACCCCCGGAAAACCCCCAAUCGAGAAUUCGGGUCCCGGGGUUUUGAUCGCCGAUAAUGCGUCGCGUGAUUCGAUAGCUAACACCACCCCGGCCGUCGAGAUCCAGCACGACGAGUCCUCCCUGAAUGCGCCUGGCGGAGGAAGUGUUCCACCGGUGGAGUCGACGGCGGAUGUGGCGAGGGAAAUCGUCGGCGGCUCUGAUGAGCUGGAAUUUCUGAACGCCCUAGAGAGGGAUUUAUGCCAUCUGACGAUUCAGAAGGCUGAAAUCGAGGCGGAGAGUGUGAGGCUGGAAGAAGUUGGUGUGGAGGGAGCGAAGGAUGUCGUGGGAACAGUGGAAAUAGGCGAGUUUCAAGAAGAAGAGGAUGGUAAAAAUGCAGGAAAUGUUGGAGAUGAGAAUAGGUGUGGGUGGGGUUAUGCCGAGAUUGAAGAAAGGACGAAGCCAGAUAAUUUUCUUGAAGAAAAGGGUAGAGAUUAUUCAGUUAGUGUUGAAGAUGAAAAUUGGGAUAGAUGGGGUUUUGGGGAGAAGGUGGAAAUGCUGCAAGUUGAAAAUUUUCAUGAAGAAAAUGGUGGAAGAAAUGCAGCGAAUGUCGAAGAUGAAAAUGGGGUUCGGUUGGGUUAUGUGGAGAAUGAGGGUGUAUUGGUACUAGAUAAUCUUCAUGGAGGAAAAGGUGAAACUAAUGGGAAGAGGUUCGAAAAUGAUUAUGUGGAUGGGUGGGGUUACAUGGAGAAUGAGGGAGCAUGGAAACCUGAUAAUCUUCACGAAGAAAAAGGUCGAGCAAAUGUCGUGAGUGUUGAAGAUCAAAAUGAAGACAGGUGGGGCUUUAUGGAGAAUGAGGAAACAAGGGAACUUGAUAAUCUUCAAGGAAAAAUGGGUGUUGAGGAUCAAAAUGAGAAUAGAUGGUUUGUGGAGAAUGUGGGAUGUAGUCAGGACAAAAAAAUGAAUGGAGGAAGUAGGUCUGGGGAUGCUGUGACAAAGUUCGGAAGAUAUAAUCAAAAUAAUAACAAUAGGAAGAUUAACUAUCCUAUGAGGCCUGAUGCAGAGGAUUGUUCAUAUUAUAUGAAAUCUGGUUCUUGCAAAUUUGGGUCGAGUUGCAAGUUUAACCACCCUCCUAGGAGAAAUACCCAGGUUGUUAAGGAGAGAGCGAAGUAUGGUGGGGAUAACACAGAAAGAGGAGGACAAACUGAAUGCAAGUAUUACCUGGCAUCAGGUGGAUGCAGAUAUGGGGAGAACUGUAGAUUCUCUCAUAAUUCAGACAACAGCUCCAAGUCUCAAAUUCUCGAGUUCAACUUUUUAGGAUUGCCAAUUCGAUCAAACUAUCUUUCACAGUAUGUCCUAGUUACAAAUGGUUGCCUUCUUCAGGGAGAAAAGGAGUGUCCCUUCUACAUGCGAACUGGGACAUGCAAAUAUGCGUCAAACUGCAGGUUUCAUCAUCCUGAACCUACCACAGUGGGUGGAGCUGAUUCAUCCUCUGGAUAUGACAAUGGGGGCUCAAUUCCUUCACAACUGCUUUCUUCUUCGUCUGUGCAAUCUUGGUCUUCACCAAUGGCAGUUAAUGAGGCUUCAUCUUUCAGACCUUCGGUUUUCUCUGGCGGCCAGGGUGCCCCAUCUUCAGAUCCAGAGUGGAGUGGUUACCAGGCUCCAAACUACACCACAUCUAAUAGAAGCUUACCGACACCUCCAGCAUUUGCCUUAAGCAAUUUACCAACCGAGAUCAGCUUUUCCAUGCCACGUCAGCAUGAUGUAGUGCUCGAUGAAUACCCAGAACGUCCGGGUGAACCCGAGUGCAGUUUCUUCAUGAAAAAUGGAGACUGCAAGUUUAAGUCUAAUUGCAAAUUCCAUCACCCAAAAAAUUAUAUACGCAAACCCAAGGCAGAUUCAUGUACUCUCAACGACAAAGGCCUGCCUCUUAGACCUGAUCAGCCCAUCUGUACGCACUAUCACAGGUAUGGCAUUUGCAAGUAUGGGCCUGCUUGUAAAUAUGAUCAUCCAUCAAGUUUUGCCAACUUGCCAAAUGCCAACCCCAUUUGAUCAGAUGCCAUUUACCAACUUGAAGGUCACUGGUGGGUCCCAGUUGAAUUGAGAUAUGAAAUUAGACUCAAUUACAACUAGCUCGAGAUUAAAACCUUUUAUGGAUGUCAAUUGCUCCUAUUUUGGAUGUAAGUAAGCUGGGUUUAAGCCUAAAAUAGUAUAUUCCGGCUAUCUAAGCUUAAAUUUUUUGCGAGUAUUUCCUGCUUUACUUGUUUUUCUGUUGUCGAUAACAAAUGGUGAGAUUGGAUACAUUUACAUUUCAAGAGAUUUUAUUUU
Molecule: messenger RNA, 2468 nt
Organism: Striga asiatica
Lineage: Eukaryota; Viridiplantae; Streptophyta; Magnoliopsida; Lamiales; Orobanchaceae
Source: the annotation of a GenBank genome assembly